Messenger RNA from Peromyscus leucopus (white-footed mouse), 2896 nucleotides. Its product is annotated as vitamin D 25-hydroxylase. The record is from RefSeq and is a predicted model, not a curated record. Gene Ontology annotation, molecular function: iron ion binding; oxidoreductase activity, acting on paired donors, with incorporation or reduction of molecular oxygen, reduced flavin or flavoprotein as one donor, and incorporation of one atom of oxygen; heme binding. The transcript is spliced from 5 exons. Bases 41 to 1582 code for a protein of 513 amino acids. Gene Ontology annotation, cellular component: intracellular membrane-bounded organelle; cytoplasm. Gene Ontology annotation, biological process: xenobiotic metabolic process. Lineage: Eukaryota; Metazoa; Chordata; Mammalia; Rodentia; Cricetidae.
CCCGGCCUCAGCGCCAUGGUUUGCCGCCUAUCCCGGGCCGAUGUGGGAGCCACCCGGAGUCCAGGCGUGUGCAGCGGCGCUCGCGGGCGCUCUCCUCCUGGUGCUUUCCGUGCUGGUGGUCCGCCAGCUCCUGAGGCAGCGGCGACCGGCGGGCUUCCCCCCGGGGCCACCGCGGCUGCCAUUCAUUGGCAACAUCGGCUCCCUGGCCAUGUCUGCCGAGCUCCCCCACGUCUACAUGAGGAGGCAGAGCCGGGUAUAUGGCGAGAUUUUCAGUUUAGAUCUUGGAGGCAUAUCAACUGUGGUUCUAAAUGGCUAUGAUGUAGUAAAAGAAUGCCUUGUUCAUCAAAGUGAAAUUUUUGCAGAUAGACCAUGCUUUCCUUUGUUCAUGAAGAUGACAAAAAUGGGAGGCUUACUCAAUUCCAGAUAUGGCCGAGGAUGGAUUGAUCACAGAAGAUUGGCUGUUAACAGUUUUCACUAUUUUGGAUGUGGCCAAAAAUCUUUUGAAUCUAAAAUCUUAGAAGAAACCCAGUUUCUAAUUGAUGCUAUUAAAACAUACAAAGGUAAACCUUUUGACCUCAAGCAACUAAUAACAAGUGCUGUUUCAAACAUAACUAAUCUUAUCCUUUUUGGAGAACGAUUUACUUAUGAAGACACUGAUUUUCAGCACAUGAUUGAGUUAUUUAGUGAGAAUGUGGAACUAGCUGCCAGUGCUCCUGUCUUCCUGUAUAAUGCAUUUCCAUGGAUUGGCAUAUUACCUUUCGGAAAACACCAAAAGCUAUUCAGAAAUGCAGAUGUGGUCUACGAUUUCCUCGAAGGACUUAUUGAAAAAGCUGCAGUUAACAGAAAGCCUCAUUUACCUCAGCAUUUUGUUGAUGCCUAUUUAGAUGAGAUGGAUCAAAGUGAAAAUGAUCUUUUAUCUACGUUUUCCAAAGAGAAUCUGGUUUUUUCAGUGGGUGAACUCAUCAUUGCUGGAACUGAAACUACAACCAAUGUGCUACGCUGGGCAGUUCUUUUCAUGGCUCUUUAUCCUAAUAUUCAAGGACAAGUUCAUAAAGAGAUUGAUUUAAUUAUGGGCUACAAUAGGAGGCCUUCUUGGGAAGACAAGUGUAAAAUGCCUUAUACUGAAGCAGUUUUACAUGAAGUUUUAAGAUUCUGUAAUAUAGUUCCACUGGGGAUUUUCCAUGCAACCUCUGAAGAUGCAAUUGUACGUGGUUAUUCCAUUCCUAAAGGCACAACAGUCAUUACAAAUCUUUAUUCUGUUCACUUUGAUGAAAAGUACUGGAAAGACCCAGACAUAUUCUAUCCUGAGCGAUUUCUGGACAACAGUGGAUGUUUUACUAGAAAGGAAGCUUUCAUUCCUUUUUCUCUAGGGAGAAGACAUUGUCUUGGAGAACAGCUGGCUAGGAUGGAAAUGUUCUUGUUUUUUACAGCAUUACUUCAGCAGUUUCAUUUGCAUUUUCCACAUGAGCUAGUUCCAAACCUGAAACCCAGGUUGGGCAUGACAUUGCAACCCCAGUCCUACCUCAUCUGUGCAGAAAAACGCAGAAAGUGCACAACUGUAUUAGGGGAUUACCUUGUUUAAUCAAUAAUGGUAUUUGAGCCAAAGCCACAGUUUUAUAAAGCCAAGUGAACACAGAUACAUUGUUUAAACUAGUACUAGAGCAAUAACAAGCAUUAGCUGUUAUUUUUUUCUAACUUCCAUGAACUCUUGUAGAAUGUAUUGAAUGACACAAAGAUGCAAGUGUUGUGUAGAUACUAAAAGGGGCCAUGGAUGCACUAAACAGAUUUCUUGUUUAGUGUAAGUUUCCUCUGAUGUGGCUCCAUCCUGGGGAACUUUACUUUUUGCUCCCAAACUGAUUCCUUUAUAAUCAAGUGUUGUGAUUAGCAAACUGUGAUAUCAGUCCAGGACUAAAGAAGAAAUAAAACCCACAUAAAUUAAUUUUGACUACAGAAGAAUUUUAGAUAUCAUGGUAGGCAAUGGAAAAGCUUUAUAUUUAAUAUAGACUCUUCCAGUGCUUUCAGAUAUUCCUCUCUACUAUGUAUUUAUAAGAAUUGUGACAUUUUUCCUAUAAACAAGAGUUUCUGUGAUCCCUGAGCAUCCACCCUUACAGCAGCAGUUCAGUAUAUAAGAGAUACAGUAUGCAGUUGGCUGUUUAUUCUUUCUUUGUAGGCACAGUCAUUACACUUUUCCUGGCACCACUUAUUUUUAAGACCAGUCACAGAACUUAGAUUCAAACAUCUUAUCUUACUGAGGUCUUAGUUCCAUGGGUUAGGCAGUAUUCAAAUCCAAGUCUGCUAUAGAGACAGGAUAACUUAUAAAUGGGACACUUGAGAAUGAUGAGAUGUUAUUACUAAUUAUACCAGUACAAAUGGCAUAUUAUCAUAGGCCAAAACAAACUAGAAUGUAUACUUAUUCAUUUAUAGCUAUUUUUUCAUUAUUGUUUCUUCUAAAGUCCUUCAAAGAGCUCAUGGUCUUGUAACUUGCAUUGUGAAGAGUUGUAGUCUUAGAGCAAGUAAAUAUAACAAUGGCUUGUAUGAUGAAUAUGGAUUAGGGGCCACAGAGAAGGCUCAACAGUUAAGAGCAUAUACUCUCAAAGAAGAUGUGUUUAAUUUCCAGUGUGCACAUCGGAUGACUUACAAUUUCCUGUAACUCAAGCUCCAAGGGAAUUCAAUGCUUCUGGCAUCCAUGGCUAUUCACACUCAUGGACAUACACAAUUAAAAAUAAUAAUUUUUAAAACAAGAAAGAACAUGGAUUUAACCUUAAUCUGCCACAUCUGGUAAAAAAUUUCCUAGUUUCUGUGAUUCAAAACAGGAGUUUUGUGUUAUAGAAUAUUAUUUUAAGAUGUGUAACAUUUGUUUAUGUUGUAAAAUAUUUGUUUAAUGAUGCAAAGAUGU